Orycteropus afer afer is the source of this 2997-nucleotide messenger RNA. It is a transcript of the gene DSG3, whose product is annotated as desmoglein 3. The record is from RefSeq and is a predicted model, not a curated record. Gene Ontology annotation, cellular component: plasma membrane; desmosome. Gene Ontology annotation, molecular function: calcium ion binding. The transcript is spliced from 16 exons. The coding region runs from base 1 to 2997 and encodes 998 amino acids. Gene Ontology annotation, biological process: homophilic cell-cell adhesion. Lineage: Eukaryota; Metazoa; Chordata; Mammalia; Tubulidentata; Orycteropodidae.
AUGGAUGGCCCUGUCUUAGAAUACAGGAUUCAACAGGAACUGGUGGUCGUACUGGUGCAUGGAGAGUUGCGAAUACAGACAAAAGGAGAAUUUGGAGAAGAUGAGACAGCAGUACAACAAGUCAAAAGAAGAUAUAAACGUGAAUGGGUGAAAUUUGCAAAACCCUGCAGAGAAAGAGAAGACAACUCAAAAAGAAACCCAAUUGCCGAAAUUACUUCAGAUUUCCAGAAAACCCAGAAAAUUACCUACCACAUUUCUGGGGUAGGAAUUGACCAGCCCCCACUGGGAAUCUUUGUUGUUGACAAACACACUGGAAAAAUUAACAUAACAGCCAUAGUUGAUCGUGAGGAAACCCCAAGCUUCCUGAUCACAUGUCGAGCUCUAAAUUCCUUCGGUCAAGAUGUAGAGAAACCACUUAUCUUAACAGUAAAAAUUUUAGAUGUCAAUGAUAAUCCUCCAGUAUUUGCCCAAAGCAUUUUCAUGGGUGAAAUUGAAGAAAAUAGUGCUUCAAACUCACUGGUGAUGAUAUUAAAUGCCACAGAUGCAGAUGAACCAAAUCAUAUGAACUCUAAAAUUGCCUUCAAAAUCGUCUCUCAGGAACCGGCAAGCCAACCCAUGUUCCUCCUAAGCAGAAACACUGGGGAAGUCCGUACCUUGACCAAUUCUCUUGAUCGAGAGCAAGUUAGUAGUUAUCAUCUGGUUGUGAGUGGUGCGGACCAAGAUGGAGAAGGACUCUCAACUCAAUGUGAAUGUAGUAUUAAAGUGAAAGAUGUCAAUGAUAAUUUCCCAGUGCUUAAAGAAUCUCAGUAUACAGCACGUAUUGAAGAAAAUACAUUAAGUUCUGAAUUACUUCGAUUUCAAGUAACAGAUUGGGAUGAAGAGUUCACAGAUAAUUGGUUUGCAGUAUAUUCCUUUGUCUCUGGAAAUGAAGGGAAUUGGUUUGAAAUACACACUGAUCCUAGAACUAAUGAAGGCAUCCUGAAAGUGGUUAAGGCUCUAGAUUAUGAACAACUGCAAAAUGUGCAAUUGAGUAUUGCUGUCAAAAACAAAGCUGAAUUUCACCAAUCAAUAAUUUCUCAAUAUCGAGUCCAGGCAACCCCAGUAACAAUUCAGGUAGUAAAUGUGAGAGAAGGACUCAUAUUCCGUCCUGCUUCCAAACCAUUCACUGUGCAGAAAGGCAUAAGUAGUAAAAAGUUAGUUAAUUACAUCGUGGGAACAUAUCAAGCCAUCGAUGAAGACACUGGGAAGGCUGCCUCAUUUGUCAAAUAUGUCAUGGGACGUAAUGAUGGUGGUUUGCUAACUAUUGAUUCAAAAACUGCUGAAAUCAAAUUUAUCAAAAACCUAGAUCCGGACUCUACUUUCGUAGUUAACAAGACAAUCACAGCUGAGAUUCUGGCCAUAGAUGAAAACACGGGUAAGACUGCUACAGGCACCGUAUAUGUUGAAGUACCUGAUUUUAAUGAAAAUUGUCCAAUGAUUGUCCUCGAAAAGGAAGUAAUUUGUAGUUCAUUACCCUCAGUUACUGUGUCAGCUAGAGCACUGAACAAGGAUAAAUACACUGGUCCCUACACUUUUUCACUAGAGGAGCAACCUUUAAAAUUGCCAGUCAUGUGGAGUAUCACGACACUGAAUGCUACUUCAGCACUGCUAAGAGCCCAGCAAGAAGUAUCUCCCGGAGUGUACAGAAUCGCCCUCACUGUUACGGACAGACAGAACAUGCAGUGUGACACACCAGAGAGCCUGACCCUGGAAGUCUGUCAGUGUGAUGACAGGAACAUCUGUGGAACUUAUGACCCAAGCAAAAAUCCUGGGCCCACGUACAGAACGCAGCCAUCUGUGGAGCUGGGGCCUGCUGCCAUUGGCCUGAUAUUUCUUGGUCUUCUGCUGUUGCUAUUGGUUCCCCUUCUGCUGCUGGCCUGUGACUGUGGGAUGGGUCCCAUAGGGGGAGUGACAGGUGGAUUUAUCCCAGUUCCUGAUGGUUCAGAAGGAACUAUUCAUCAGUGGAAAAUUGAAGGAGCCCAACCUGAAGACAAAGAAAUCACAAAUAUUUGUGUGCCUCCGAUAAUAGCCAAUGGAACUGAAUUCAUGGAAAACUCUGAAGUUUGUACAAACACAUAUGCAGCAGGGACAGUGGGAGAAGGAGCUUCAGGAAUAGAACUGACCACAAAGCUUGGAGCAGCCACGGGAUCUGGAGUUGCAGGGGGCUUUACAACAGGAACCAUCUGUGGAGGUGCUGCGGGUCUUGGCCCCUGCUCUGCAGGACUUUCUGGAACACUGAGAACGAGGCAUUCCACAGGAGGAACCAAUAGGGACCAUGCAGAAGGAGCAGUGAACAUGAAUUUCUUGGACUCCUACUUUUCUCAGAAAGCAUUUGCCUGUGCAGAGGUGGAUGACGGCCAAGAAGGAAAUGACUGCUUGUUGAUCUACGAUAAUGAAGGAAUGGAAGAACCAGGUUCUCCUGUGGGCUCCCUGGGUUGUUGCAGUUUCAUUGCCGAAGAUAUGGAUGACAGCUUCUUGGACUCAUUAGGCCCUAAAUUUAAAAAGCUUGCAGAGAUAAGCCUAGGUGUUGAUGAUGAAACCAAACAAUCUCAGCUACUCACCAAAGAAAGUGGUUUUGAGAUUGCCUCUUGUGGCCAACUCAUAGAAAGCCAGCAGUCAGGAUGUGUCAGGGGCCAGACUUUGCAAGGCAGUCAAGAAGUUUCUGCUUUGUCUUCUUCUGGGUCUGGCCUCCAACCAGCCAUUCCUAUCCCUGACCCUGUGCAGCGCGGUAACUAUAUGGUAACCGAGACUUACUCAGCAUCAACUUCUGGUUCCUUCGUGCAACCUUCCACUGCAGUCUUUGAUCCAGUUCUCACACAAAAUGUAAUAGUGACAGAAAGAGUAAUCUGUCCCGUUGCUAGUGUUUCUAGCAAUCUACAGGGUCCGACGGAGUUACGAGGGUCUUGUAAAAUGAUCUGUACAGAAGACCCUUGUUCUCGUUUGAUAUGCCCAGAAUGA